CGCUGAAAAUGAUCGAUAUGACCUGUUUCUCCAGGACGAAAUUUAUUUGUUGAAGUGUUCAGACUUCAGUUGAGCAGAGCCAACGAACUGUUGAUGAUGGAAGCCUGAUGAAGAAUUUACCCCGAAUUUCUGAGUAAGAUGGUAUAGCAGCAAGCCGAUGUCCUCGCGAAACUUACAUUAGCACUGUGUGGUUGGAUUAGGUAGUCAAUUCUGCCCAGAGCAGGAAGGAGAAAGUCGCCAUGGCGUCCGUAAAAGUGGCCGUUCGAGUGCGUCCCUUCAACCAGAGGGAAGUCGACCAUAACUCUAAGCUGGUCAUUGAAAUGGAUGGACCUCGCACAGCAAUUAUUCACCCGAAAGACGGCACACCAAGAACGUUUUCAUUUGACUUUUCGUACUGGUCUCAUAAGACCAAGGAUGAUGGCACUUUCCACAACCAACAAGUUGUCUAUGAUGACAUCGGCCAUGAAAUGCUGGAGCAUGCAUUUGAAGGAUACAAUGUAUGCAUAUUUGCGUACGGCCAGACGGGAGCGGGAAAGUCCUACACCAUGAUGGGCAAAGCACACGACAAAACCGACGGUGGUAUCAUUCCACGUCUUUGCGAGGAGCUGUUUGCGCGUGUUGAUGCCAACGAUGAUGCUGACUUGUCUUUCCAUGCUGAGGUCAGCUACUUUGAAAUUUACUGCGAACGCGUGCGUGACCUUCUCAAUCCGAAAAGCAAGGGCAACUUGAAAGUUCGUGAGCAUCCCAAACUUGGUCCGUACGUGGAAGACCUGGCCAAGUUGGCGGUAACGUCCUUUGCCGAUAUUGACCGUCUCAUUGAUGAAGGCAACAAAUCUCGUACUGUUGCUGCUACCAACAUGAACGAGACCAGCAGUCGCUCUCAUGCUGUCUUUACUCUCGUCUUAACCCAGAAAAGAUUUGAUCAAAUGACCAAGCUUACCUCAGAAAAGGUCAGUAAGAUCAGUCUGGUGGAUUUAGCUGGCAGUGAGCGUGCUGACUCAACCGGUGCAACGGGUUCUCGUCUAAAGGAAGGUGCCAAUAUCAACAAGUCCCUGACAACUCUGGGAAAGGUCAUCCAUGCUCUGGCUGAAGCCUCCGAUCCAAAGAAGAGGAAGAAGGUUGAUCUGAAGAACUUUGUUCCGUACCGAGACUCAGUUCUGACUUGGUUACUUCGUGAAAAUCUUGGUGGUAACUCUCGCACAGCCAUGGUAGCAGCACUCAGUCCUGCGGAUAUCAACUAUGAGGAGACGCUCGGCACGCUACGCUAUGCUGAUCGCGCCAAGGCCAUUAUGUGCAAGGCCAUUGUCAACGAAGAUCCCAAUGCAAAGCUGAUCAGGGAGCUGAAGUCAGAGGUUUCCCAACUCCGGGACUUGAUUCGCGCUGAAGGUCUUGAGGCACAGCUCAAAUCCAUCGGCCUCUCUGGUAAGCAAGAGCUACCCGCUGGGGCAACAGCUCGACCUCGCGCCAGUUCAGCCACGGAUCAAGAGAAGCGCGAGGCUCUGGAAAAGCUGCAGGAAUCUGAGAAACUGAUCGCCGAGCUCAACCAGACUUGGGAAGAGAAGCUGAAGAAAACACAGCUCAUGACAUCGGAGCGUGAGACUAUGCUUGCUGCAAUCGGUCUGUCGGUGAACGCUCACGAGGAUAGCGCUGCGGUGGGUAUCGGCCAGCCGUCGACAAUGCCCCACCUUGUCAACCUGAACGAGGACCCGCUGAUGUCCGAAUGCCUGCUUUACUACAUCAAGGAGGGCGUGUGUCGUGUUGGCCGACAUAACUCACCAGUCAAGCAAGAUAUUCAGUUGUCCGGCCUCAAUAUCCAGGAUGAACACUGCGUCAUGGAGAACACUGCAGGUGAGAUUCAGAUCACACCCAAGGACGGUACUGUGUAUGUGAAUGGUCAGAUAAUCCAUGAGAGUACGGUGCUCAACACAGGUGCCCGUAUAAUCCUGGGUGCAAACCAUGUCUUCCGGUUCAAUCACCCUGAGCAAGCCCGGCUAUUGAGGGAAGAGCGGGAAAAGGAAGAGUCAUCGCAACCGGCCGAUGGUGACAGCACCGCUCUAGCUGAUUGGUCGUUUGCUCAACGGGAGCUGAUUAAGGUUCAGGGCGCGACUGUUCAACGUGAGAUGGAGGAAAAGGUCUCGGUUUUAGAAGAGCAAAUGAAAAGAGAGAAGGAGGAAGCGGAAGCCGUCCUGGAGCAACAGAAGGAGGAGUUUGAGCAGAAGAUCAAGCAGCUUCAGGAACAAGUUCUUGCAGAGCCCUCUGGGACAGUGGUGGAGAAGCCAGCAGAGCCAGAGCUGACAGAGCAGCAGCUUGUACGCGCCAGACUAGCUUUGGAGCGCUGGAAAAACCAUCAGUAUACUUCACUCAAGGAGGAUCUCCUCACGUAUGCGGUAUUGUUGAAAGAGGCCAACGCUAUCAGUGUAGAGCUGAAAAAGAGGGUGUGGUUCCAGUUUACUCUACUCACAUCCACACCGUACACACCGAUCCCGAGCAGCGUUCACGAUGGCACCGACCUCAACGAAUCACAGCUCAACACCGGCAUGUUUACCAUGGCCUCCAUCUCCAAGGAUCCAGUAGACCCAUCCAGCUCGGGUACCGCUACUCCACGUGCCUUGAACCAAAGCAGCGCGGCUCUAACAUCACCAGCCAGUUCAUCUGCCAUCCUAGGCGGUGCUGCUGCUGCUGCCGCUGGCUUAGGUGUACCACCCAGUCAUCGCCAGCAGCACACCGUUGUGGCCAUUGAAGUGACUGAUCAAACCAACCAUGCUGUCCACCACUGGUCACUGCGCAAGUUCAAGCGAAGAAUUUACGACAUGCGAGCGCUGUAUGAAUCGUCUGUUGAACACCGCUUGCCAACGACUCUGUCCACAACGAAUCCGUUCUCAGACCGGACAAGUUGGUUCCGACCCAUUGGCAGGGGCUUUGUGUACGUCAACAACAUUGUGUAUGAUUUUCCGCUGUCACAUGAGGUCUUGCUCGUCAGUGACAAGGCAGAUACCAUCGGCAAAGUGCAAGUGACCAUAGAACCUGUCGAUGCGUCGGAAGAAGUCAAUGAGAAGGAUCUACGCCACCUUUCUUUGGAUGAUGUCACGAAAACUGACGGCAUUCCGGCUGCUUCAUCGACACCGGUCAGGGAGAUGCAAUCCAUGGCUGAGCCGUCAACACCAACUCAGAUGGAGUCGCCUCUUGAUGAUGCUGAUCGCCACCAGGUAUGUGCUGGUGAGGAGGUGAUAGACUUAGCAGGAGAGGAAGUUGGCAGCGGUGAGGAGGCGGUCGGCGAGGCUGACUCCCCGCCGUCUUCAUCCAGUCCCGACGGUCGAAGGCCGAUGGCGCCGCGUUUGCAGGUGAACGGCCUGCCGCCUGACGACACAUCCAUACACUUACCACAGCCCGGCUGGCUUUCAACGCUGGGCGCUCUCGGUGCCGAUGGCCAGUCUGUGCGCUUCCGUGUGCGUGUCAACCGGCUUGUCGGUGUGUCCAAAACCGAGACGGAGCUCUUCAUUCAGCUGGGUUUUGUGCAGCGUGGUGACAAGUUCAACACAACGUUCAUCACCAACGAUGCAGAGGAAACGUCGGACAAUUUCCAGUUCUCGCAAGUGGUGGAGAUUUCCCUAACACCGGAGAACUUAUCGAAACUGCACCGGGUGCCUAUGCUGUUUGAGCUGUAUGGACGCUCUCGCGAUCACCCGCUGAGUCCGAGUGCAUCGCGUCGCCAGUCCAGGACUGUAUCGCGGUCAGCAAGCCAGGCACCCAUGUCGAGCAACCCGGCUGAUAGUCAUCUAUACUCUCGCAGUGAUGUUCUCAUGUGGGUGGAGGUGUGCGAGCUUGCGCCGACAGGAGAGUACAUGCCCGCCACCGUAGAUCACCAUAUAGACUCCCAAUGCAAUGGUGUAUUCUGUCUGCAGCAGGGUAUUCAACGUCGCCUGCGCUUCACUCUGGUGUCGGAGAGCAGCGCAGAGGUAUCUUGGCGCCGUGCAAAGCAAGUCAUUAUUGGUCGUGUGCGUAGUGAUUUCAUGUCUACUGGUGAAGAGAGUAACUCACAGCCACUGAGCUUGAACAUUCUGCCGAGUACGACCAAGUUGGACAAGGAGGAUCUCAGGACCUACCAUACGUUUGAGGCUGUGUGGGAUAGCUCUCUUCAUAACUCUGUACUACUCAACAGGGUGACCGCCUCAGACAAAUGUGUGUAUCUCACUCUCACCAUCUACAUUGAGUUGGAUGGUUGCAGUGAACCAGCCAGUGUUGGCAAGGACAUCGCCAUUCAGAUGCACUCCAGAGAUUCCAAGCCCGGCGGAAGGAGUGUAUGGCAAAUGUUGACUGGCACACUGACAGGGUCUUUACCGAAGAGUCAAUGCAACCGCAGCUGUGCUGUCUAUGAUCUAUGCUUACGCCGGUCACAAGGAAAGAAGAUCGACACCAACCAAUCUCGUCAGAUCACGGACACAUCGUCAACGUAUGUGCGCGGUGAGGAGAACCUGAAGGGUUGGCGUCCUCGCGGCAGCUCACUGAUCAUUGAUCACCAAGACCAACUAGAUCGGCUGGAACGAUUGCAUGAGGUGGUCAAAUGUCGGCAUUUGCUUGCUCUCUACGAGAAAGCAUUGACUCUACCAAACACGCAGCUGGGUAAAGUGGAGCCUCGCCCGGAUGUUGCGGAACGACUUGAUUCCAAAGGUGGUGACAGUGGUAUUUCCACACCAUCGCAGAGUCUGUCUGACCUCGACGAGGGGAUACGACUGCAAGGCACUGGAGAGGCGCCGUCUCGUGCCUCCAUGCUGACCUUCCGGUAUGCACAGCUGAUGCAGAGGCCACUGCUGUCCCAGCGCGUUCUCGAGGCUGCUGAUGACAUCACCAAUGGCCUUGUGGGACGUGUGAAUCGUCAAUCGUUCCGUCAGUCGCUUGUCCCGGAGAUGCAGGAAAUUCGACUUGGUAAAUCGAUUGCGAUCAAGGGCUAUCUGAACUUCAUGCAGCAGUGUCGCAGUGGUUGGGACAAGCGUUUUGUUGUCAUUCGCCGGCCAUACCUGCUCAUCUAUGAAACUGAGAAGGAUCCUAUAAUCCGUGGUGUUGUCAACUUGACCGAGGCUAAGCUGCAGUAUGGAGCACAGCAACCCAUGAUCAAUGGUGCCCCCAUGUUCUCUGUAUGCACAAAGAACCGUGGUCUAUUGUUGCAAGUGGUGAAGGCGAAGACGUGCGACGACUGGGUGUAUGCACUUAACCCGCUGCAAGCUGGUGCUCUAAGGUCAUCGCGUGCCGCCGAACCUUAGUGAAGUUGCACAGCUGUUGAUGUACUGCAUGUUCGGUGACUUCUGCGUUAUUCAGUCACCUUCGGAAGCUGCUCUGGUAACUUGUUUAACGUAUCGACUGUUCACGAUGCCGAUGAUUGUACUUGUUUGCUCGUCUGUAGUUGCGAGCAUGCACAUGUGUGUGCCUUUUGUCAGUCGUGUGUGUAUGCCAGUGUGUCAGGUGUGUGUACGUGUGUGUGUGUAUGUGUACACUCUGUACAUAGCUGCAUGCUGGUGGCAUGUUUAGUAUUGGCGUGCACACAAGAGUUUUUCCCGCAAUCGCCCACUAUAUCUAGAUACCCUGGCCCAGUGUGUUUGCAGGGAACGGUACGGUGUCAUUACUAUUAGUUAGCUGUGUGGAGAAUGUCCACCCUAUUCGCUACAGUUCAAAAAAUAGCUCUGUCCAAUGUGAUUCCCAUCCCCCUCUCCCUUCUUGCGACAGCCACUGCUGUUUUUGAAUCAUACCACUUCACUACGGCUAUUUGCAUGUUAUCUGCAUUGUACCCCUCUGCUAGAAUGCCUGUAUGCUGCUUCACAAAACUGUUCUUGUUUACUUGUUGCAUGCAUUCUCUUAUUCAGAUUCCUUUCCACAAUCACAAAUUGCUGUCCCCUCUCCCAGCAUGCUCGUCAUCCACACUCUAUAUAUUUCAUCUAUUUUUAGAUCGUCAUUUAAGUAUUCGGAAAGGAUUAUCUGUCACGAUGUGAUUAUUUAUAUAUUUUCGAAUUCCCCUGCAUGUCUGGUGAAUUCAUUGGCCAAGAUUCUUUUUUAUUCGGAACAGAAGUCAUUAUGAUGACACGUUUUCGUGAAUCAGG
Molecule: messenger RNA, 6089 nt
Organism: Sycon ciliatum
Lineage: Eukaryota; Metazoa; Porifera; Calcarea; Leucosolenida; Sycettidae
Product: kinesin-like protein unc-104
Exons: 50
Coding region: 240-5258 (1672 amino acids)
Biological process (GO): microtubule-based movement
Molecular function (GO): microtubule binding; microtubule motor activity; ATP binding
Source: RefSeq, a predicted model, not a curated record